Wallemia mellicola CBS 633.66 is the source of this 1008-nucleotide messenger RNA. RefSeq lists its product as hypothetical. Bases 1 to 264 code for a protein of 87 amino acids. Lineage: Eukaryota; Fungi; Basidiomycota; Wallemiomycetes; Wallemiales; Wallemiaceae. The record is from RefSeq and is a predicted model, not a curated record. The transcript has 2 exons.
AUGAAUAAGAGCGAAAAUAAACUAGAAGUGAUAGAGCAAGAGGAUAAAGUGGAACAACUUAUAAAGGGUUUAGAUAAGGAUAAAAAGUUUGAAGAGUACAGAAAGGGUAGCGAUCUCCCAGAAGGUUCAGCCAUCAACAGAGUCAGAGAUUUCCUUCCAAAGAUAAAGCAAGCUAACGAGGAUGUGUCUUCGAUGUCCUCUAUAGAAGAAACGAAAGGUAGCAAGGGCGAGCAGAUUGAAAUGAAUUUAUAUGAAGCAGUUUAAUAAAUAUUUGGACUUUAUUAGAUUGUAAUAUAGCUUGUUUAUUGGUGACUGUAUUUCUAGAUCGCUCGCUAUGUCAGAUAUGAAACCAUUGAGAAAAUUUAUAUCUGGAUAUCGAUUCUGUUUUAUUUGAAGAUCAAGGUGGUUAUGAGCAUGUUUGUUAGUGAAAAUGUUAGGAUUUUGUAGCCUAUGGUUGAUGGAGGAGAGUAGACAGGGAGAUAGUAACUUUGAAGGGAAUUGCUGGUUUCUUUGCUGAUAAUAAGCGUGGAAUAUUUCAGAGGACUCCUCUACUAAUUGCUUUAAUAAUAGCGUCGACGGUAUUGACUUUGAUAGUAGCGGUAGCUUACAGCCUAUCAGAGUGGAAAGAGAUUGAAUAGCAGAUUGUAUAAUGAUAUUCUCUAUAGAAAUGCUCUCGAGCUUUUGCACCUCCAUCGAAGACAUCGGCAGUUGUAACUUGUCUACACCAUGGAUGAGCGUCAGUGUGUCGUUGUAUUCGACGUAUAAGUUGUACUCGAUUGGCCUGCUCUUCAGGAGAUUGUAGUACAAACCGAGAUAAUUUAUAUUGUUAAUAACGACGCUGUCUUCUCUCGUCAAGUCUUUCGACGACAAACUAUUGUAGAUCCUGUUGAGAUUGCUGUUGUAGUAGUAAUUGUUAACCCUCUCAUAGCGUAAUAGACUAUUCCCAGUCGUCUCUACGCCUAAAUUUUUAAAUUUAUUCGACAGCCGCCCAACUUUGUUCAAUUUUAG